This is a messenger RNA of Sardina pilchardus (European sardine), 2534 nucleotides long. It is a transcript of the gene apof, whose product is annotated as apolipoprotein F. Bases 335 to 1774 code for a protein of 479 amino acids. The transcript is spliced from 2 exons. The record is from RefSeq and is a predicted model, not a curated record. NCBI's taxonomy places the organism in Eukaryota, Metazoa, Chordata, Actinopteri, Clupeiformes, Clupeidae. Gene Ontology annotation, biological process: cholesterol metabolic process.
GCAAACACUCAGGCGUAGGAGGACAGUGACCCGUGCCACGUGAAUCAAUACCCCCCCCCUGCACCCAACCAGCAGCUCAGCUGGGACAGGGGAGGUGGGGAGGACAAGAGAGAGAGUAAACACACACACACACACAGAGCAUAAAGAAGAAGAGGGGGAACAGAGGAAGAGUGGAAGAGAGAUACCCAAGUGGAGUGGUGCGGCUGAGUGGAGAGGGGGAUAAAGAGAGAAGGGUGAAAGAGUGAGGGAGAAAUAGAUCUGCCAGGCAGCGACGCUCUUAGAGGAACAGUACGUUUUCCCGUCGAGGUGAAGUUGGGUUGCGCUGCUGCUGCUGAUGAUGACGAUGACGAUGACGAUGAUGAGCUCCCACCUUCACUGGCUGCUGGUGAUCCUGCUGCUGACUGAUUCUGCCGUGGGCCACACCACCUCCGGCCCUCAUCCGCCCCACCCGAGGCUCGCAGAGGCCGGGGGUCAGGGCCGCGGGUCCCGGGACGACACCCGGUCACUCCUGUCCACCCUCGCCACCUCGGUGGACGGCCGCGUGCGUCUGCGCGGCAACAUCAGCUGCUCGUCUCUGCGGCGUUUGCCGCGUGGGGGCGGUGCGCUCGCGCAGGAGCUGCUGGGCCUGGCGGAGCUGCCGCUGCUGCUGUCCGCAGGCUGCCAGCAGGAGGCGCUGGCGCUCACCCGCGGCAUGUACAGAGCGCUGGGCCGCGAGGACACGCACGCCCUCAUCAGGCAGCUCACGCAGCUGCUGGAGAACAGCCCGGCUCUGCCCACAGUCAACAGCGCUAACGCUAGCGCUUCACCCAACGACUCCGUUUCCCCCGGCAACAACUCAGCAGCGGCGCGUGACGACUCUGAGCCGUCACUAGACGCUUACUCGUUCAAUCCAAACGGCUACAGCGCAGGGCAUGAAAACAUCACCGAUCUCCACGACAACACCGAUGCCCAUCGCCACGACAACACCGAUGCCCAGUCCAGCACGGGCGAUGGCGGGGAGCAGACGGAGUGCCACCUGAAUGCUCUGAUGUUUAAUAUUCUGCAGAUGGCCAAGGUGGGCACAGCAGAGGGGGUCUCCACUGUGGCAGACGGAGGCUUGGGUAGCUGUGCUGGGUGGUUACGCGUGCAAGGGGCUCGGCUGGAGGGCCAGGAGGUUGGCAAGAGGGGGCCUCUGCACAAGGCUCAGCAUCUGUGCCAGCGCCUGGGGCUCAAGUGCGUUGGCGUGGCCCAGACUAGAGACGGGCAGUACCAGGCUGUUCUCAGGGCCGGCAGCCGAGUCCUCCCCGCUCGUGCCAACAGUGGGGCGGAGUGCUGGCUCAGGCCGUGCGCGCCAGGGGUCGGUGUCGGUGUCGGACUGGCACGCGCGCGUCGCAGUGCCCGGGUGGCACAGCAUCGGUGCGUGAGCCCGCAGGAGCAGCAGGUGUACGCGGUGGUGGAGUGGGUGCCCGCCGUCUCCACCCUCUACAACCUGGGCACGGCCGUCUACUACGCCGCGCGCAACUGCACCGAGACCGCCCGCGAGAGGGCCAUCCUGAGCGCCGUGGACCUGGGCACCGACGCCCUCAUGGCCAUCACGGGCGGGACGGUAGGGGUGGCUGGGUACGCCCUGGGGGCGGGGGUGAAGACGGGGGUCAAGGCCAGCGUGAAGUACCUGAUGAACAACGUCAACCAAGGUCAAGGUCAAGGUCAAGGUCAAGGUCAAGGUCAAGGUCAAGGUCAGGAUCUGCUGGUCAAUCAGGAGAGCUGGGAAGAUGGAACCUUCACUAUCCAGUAAAAGCAUACUGGACAGACAUGUUGUGUGCGUGUGUAAUGUCCUUCACUAUCCAGUAAGACAUACUGGACACACAUGUCGUGUUUGUGUGUGUGUGUGUGUGUGUGUGUAAUGUACGAUACGAUAAUAUACUGUUUGAUAACAUUUUCAAACAAAUUGCACAUACAUUUGAAAAUAUGACAUGACAAACAUUACAAAUAAACUGCUUAUUGAUCAUGUUUUUAGUAUAUUUACUGACAAAGAAUAGCCUUUUGCCUAUAGGUUGGUAAUAUAUGAAUCUUAAUGUUUUGUUUUUUUUUGUUUUUUUUUUAAGGAUGUGUUUUGUGUCUUUUGUCUCCUGUUUUAUAUCCUGCAAGUGAGUGAGCUGCAGAAACUGGGGCUAAAUGGUCCCUGAAACUGUGCUUCCUUGCAUGUUCUCUGCAUGUUUAUCUGACUGCUGACUGCUGACAAAUUAUCUUUUGCUUGUGGAUUGCAUUCUUUUUUUCUUUGCCUGUUACAAUCAUAAAAGAGUAUAAUGAUCAUGUUAGCACUGAGAAGCUUCAGGAGUAGCUAUUGAAACAUUUAUUUUAGUCGUCAUAUUUGAAGAACAAUAUUAUGUAUAUUGUGUAAAAUCUUUACAUGCAUUUUCAGUUUAGAUGCAUGGCAGUGACUGUCCUGUAUGAAGUUCUUCACCAAAGAGUCUGGCGUGCAGAGGUCUUGUCAUGAACUGGGUUUUGUAGCCAUGCGAUUGUGAUCCUUAAUAAUAAAAAAAAUGAACGCUUUC